This is a messenger RNA of Eublepharis macularius, 2327 nucleotides long. It is a transcript of the gene SIAH2, whose product is annotated as siah E3 ubiquitin protein ligase 2. Bases 257 to 1237 code for a protein of 326 amino acids. NCBI's taxonomy places the organism in Eukaryota, Metazoa, Chordata, Lepidosauria, Squamata, Eublepharidae. The record is from RefSeq and is a predicted model, not a curated record. The transcript has 2 exons. Gene Ontology annotation, biological process: multicellular organism development; proteasome-mediated ubiquitin-dependent protein catabolic process; translation. Gene Ontology annotation, molecular function: structural constituent of ribosome; ubiquitin conjugating enzyme binding; zinc ion binding. Gene Ontology annotation, cellular component: ribosome; cytoplasm.
GCAGCCACGCGCGCUCGGUUUGCCUGGGAAAGGGCGAGGCGCCCGGUGGAACGUUGGGCCGUCUCUUUCGGAACGUUGGGACAUUUUGGAACGCCGACGGUUCCCUGCGGCGCGGAGGCGAGGCCCGGCCCGGCUCGCGCAAGAGGGCGGCUCUUCGGGGAGCGCGCUGGGGCUGGAGUCCCGCCGGCGGGGCCCUGCGGGGUUUGGCUGAGCGAUCCGCUCGGGGUCCGCAGUUCGAUGGUUGGUUCAGACCGCGAUGAGCCGCCCGUCCUCCGCCGGCCCCGGUGCUAACAAACCUUGCGGCAAGCAGCAGCAGCACGCGCCGUCCCCGGCUGCUGCCCCCGCCGCGGCCGCCGCCAGCGCCGCCACCAUCUCGGCUGCCGCGGCCGGCUCCGCCGCGGUCCCCGCCGCGGCCGCCGUCCUCUCCAGCCCCGGCGGGGGCGAAGGCAGCGGGGGGCCGGUCUCGCCCCAGCACCACGAGCUGACCUCGCUCUUCGAGUGCCCCGUCUGCUUCGACUAUGUGCUGCCUCCGAUCCUGCAGUGCCAGGCCGGACACUUGGUGUGCAACCAAUGCCGGCAGAAGCUGAGCUGCUGCCCCACGUGCAGGGGAUCUCUCACCCCCAGCAUCAGGAACCUGGCCAUGGAGAAGGUGGCCUCGGCCGUCCUUUUCCCCUGCAAGUAUGCCACCACGGGCUGUUCUCUGACGCUCCAUCACACGGAAAAGCCGGAACACGAAGACAUUUGUGAAUACCGCCCAUACUCCUGUCCGUGCCCUGGUGCCUCUUGCAAAUGGCAGGGCUCGUUAGAAGCGGUCAUGUCUCAUCUCAUGCACGCCCACAAGAGCAUUACCACCCUGCAAGGAGAAGACAUCGUCUUCCUCGCCACAGACAUUAAUUUGCCGGGGGCCGUUGACUGGGUGAUGAUGCAGUCGUGCUUCGGACACCACUUCAUGCUGGUGCUGGAGAAGCAGGAGAAGUAUGAGGGCCACCAGCAGUUCUUUGCCAUCGUCCUGCUCAUCGGCACCCGCAAGCAAGCCGAGAACUUUGCAUACAGACUCGAAUUGAACGGCAAUCGGCGAAGGCUGACUUGGGAGGCCACACCGCGGUCCAUCCAUGAUGGCGUGGCAGCGGCCAUUAUGAACAGUGACUGUCUUGUUUUUGACACUGCCAUAGCACACCUUUUUGCAGACAAUGGAAACCUUGGAAUCAAUGUCACUAUUUCUACAUGUUGUCCGUGAAAUUUCCGUGUAAUUAGUGAGGCGAUAUGGUUGUCUGGACAUAGUGUUUUUUCAUUCAUGCUUUUUAAAAUGGUAUUCAACUAUGUCUUCAUAAGUAGUAGGGUUCUUACUUAGCCUACCAUUUUGUAACUCCCCCUCUCCCCCCUUGGGUUCUUUCUUAAAGCACAGAUAACAGGGCCAUCAGACUGACAGAAGACAAGUUUGUCCUGUUCAUCUGAAAUGGAAAGUUUAUCUUUUAAAAAAACACACAUUGGAUGUGUUUUUUUAGAGGGGAAAACGGUUUCCUUUUGUUGAAAAGCAAAGUUUUGUUAAAGCUAUGGAAAAGGAAGAGAAUAGCAGAAAAAGAAGAGGCAGGUUAUGGGUGCACAGGAUGAGGUGGUAACAGUCUUGAGAAGCUAGAAUGGUGUGCACUGCUUUGGAAUGCUCCCCACACCUUUCAUAAGCUGAAGCCCUAGUACGCUGGGGAGAGUGGCCCCUCCCUGUUGUAAUUUUUCUACAUACAGGAAUUUUUUAAUAGGAAGGGUGUAUUCAAAAAUGUAGACUUUCACUCGCAGCAAAACACUGUCACCUCAGGAUUCUACCAGCUCAUUCGGCUGCAGUUGUAGCUGCCUCUUGGUGGAAAAUGAGGACAUUCUUCAUGAUGGGUCCUGUAAACAAGAAAUUCAGAGGGGAAUUGGGAAGGAUGAGCUUUACUAGUUAAGAUGGUGACACAGGAACAGAAAGUACUUUGUCCUGUUGUUGCUGUGGCUUAUGUUGGCUGUUAUUUUUUUUAAAAAAAUUGGUUUGUCCUGUUACAAGAGAACAGCCCCAUACGUCUGUAAAAUGUUUGACCCUCUUCCUCAUCCAUCCAUUUCAGCAAGAGCUGAAGAGGCUGAGCACUUUGCGAGAGCCACUUUGGUCUAGGUUGCAAAAAACCCAAGAUGUUUUUGAGUCGUUAAAAGUAGACCCCAUCUAUAAAUAUAUCCAGGUUGUUUACAUAUGGCUGCCCUUUGGGAAGACAUACUUGACAUCCACAUUGUAAAGACUGACUAAAAUAACACCUUACCAGCCUGUGUCUUGUCCUUUUUGCUAUUUAAGCUUUUUUUUGUUG